Messenger RNA from Bufo gargarizans (Asiatic toad), 4446 nucleotides. It is a transcript of the gene MINAR1, whose product is annotated as membrane integral NOTCH2 associated receptor 1. The transcript is spliced from 5 exons. Gene Ontology annotation, cellular component: plasma membrane. The record is from RefSeq and is a predicted model, not a curated record. The coding region runs from base 364 to 2937 and encodes 857 amino acids. Gene Ontology annotation, biological process: negative regulation of cell population proliferation; negative regulation of TOR signaling. Lineage: Eukaryota; Metazoa; Chordata; Amphibia; Anura; Bufonidae.
AGGCGUCUCGCUGAAGGAAAGACCUCAUUAACGCACAUGUUGCAAAGAUUCUGAGACAGCCAAACUGAACAGAGUUAAAAUAACAUGCCAGGGAGCUGUGAAUUUCCAAUAUGGAGCAAGAACCCAUCCAUAUGACACAUGCACACAUUGAGCAACACAUGUGAAAUCUGCAUUCUAGUACUGCCAUUCUCAGCCAUGUAAAUAUCUGGAUUCACACUCCACACAGCAGACGGUCUCAAAAACUCUAAAUCUGGAAAUCUUGUCUACAUCCAGUACUGAGCUACAGAAAUCGAGGCUCAUCAGACCAGGCAACAUUUUUCCAGUCUUCAACAGUCCAAUUUUGGAACAUAGACAUUUGUCACCAUGAGUGAUGCCCAGGACCCUUCCUAUCUUCUUGUGAAGAUUCUAGAAGAUUUAGACUCAAAGCAAAAUUCUGCUUCUUACCAAGACCUCUGUAAAUCUUUAUGUUCCCGAUAUGAACUACCCGAACUUGCAAAGCUGCGCAGUCUCCUUUACUACACUGCCUGUCAAGAUCCCAGCUUUCCAGCAAGUCUCUUCAGAGACAAGAUGAGAAAUGCCGCAGAGAAUCAACAAUCCAAAAAAAUUAUAGCAGCUGCUGAUAUAGUCACAAUAUUUAAUUUGAUACAAAUGAAUGAUGGGACUGCCAAAGAAAAGUUGCCCAUCCAACAGCAGUCUCAGCAGAAAGAAGGAAUGCCGUCCGACACAGAUGUUUACAGUGGAAAAGAUAUAGCCCCACAUAAAGAAGCACAGAAACGAGAUACCAACCGGAGCUAUUCCAUCACCAGGUCCUCCAACUGCCACAAAGAAGAGUGUGAGGGACUUCAUACAUUUCUCCCUGAGCCAAAUUUCCUCUUAGGAGUUAAGCAAGAAGGAAAUGAGCGGGCAGCUUCCUUGGAAAGAUUGCAAUCUUUGGACUCAUACCCUAUGGUAACACCGCAAUCCUGUGAAAUGCAAAGCACCUAUUUCCCCAGUCAGCCAUUAUCUGAGACAGAAUCACUGCCACCUACACCCAGUGAAGAGCCGUUCAGACUUCCAGCUUCCAGUGGACAGAGAAGAAAUGUUUUUAAGGAUGAUUUCCAUAAUGUAGUUAGAAUGUCACCUAAUGUAUCAUUGAAAAAGAAUGAAGGGAAAAUUAGUCCUAAGACAGUUUUUUUCAAUCACAGUUUUGAGAUGCCGUACAGUUCUCACUAUCUAAAUACAGCAUACUCCUCUUCAGAGGACUUUCGAAGGUCAAAGCACGAAAGCCUGGAUGAUCUUCAGGCUUCCACAUAUUUUGGUCCAACAACUGGUUCGGGAUUGCAAGAUCAAAAAAGGUUUAUUAAUAAGCCCAGACACCUUAUAGGAAAACCUGUAAAAAGCUGGAGCUUAAACACUGAAGAGGUACCAGAUUUUGAACGGUCAUUUUUUAAUAGAAAGGAAGAAGCUAUGUGCUACCCAAGCACUGGCUUACAAACAGCAAAUUUUGUUUCUGUACCAGAGCGACAUCAUUCUUAUUUACCAGAUCUAGCAUUGAAAAAUAAUGGAAAGAAAUUUUGUGAGCCUCAAGAUGUUGAAAAACAAGAGGCCUUAAGGAGAUUCAGAGACAAGGGCACAAAAACUCCAUCCUGUCAAUUUAGUGUAGAGAAGACCGAAAGUGUUGGUACACAGACUGAACAAACCGAUGCAAAAAAAGGAAAGGAAUCAAACAUCCCAUCCAACUGCAGCCGCUAUAUAGAAGGCAGGGCUCGUAACCAGUCUGAAGCAGACUCUGAAAUCAUUAGUGAUGACAUUAGUGACAUAUUCAGAUUUCUAGAUGAUAUGAGUCUUUGUGGAUCAUCUGGCAUCCCUCAAUCCUCUUGCUACAAUAGUAGUGGUUCCUUAUCUCAAAUUCCUCGAGUAGACAACGAUAGUUCUCCAGAGCAUGCAUCAAGCAGGGCAAACAGUAAACCAACCAAGGGCCCUCGGGGUGAAACUUUGGAAGAAGAAGAACUAAAAAGUAGUGUCAGAAAGUUAGUCAGAAGAAUUGGAGAGAUUGAGAAAAAGUUAGAGUCACUUUCUGGUGUACGCGAUGAAGUAUCUCAAGUGUUGGCUAAGCUGAAUAAGCUAGAUGAGCGAAUACAGCCCCCAGAGAAAGCAAAGUUAGAAGUUGAAAGUCAACCUCAUAGUGAUGCCAUUUCCAGUGCAAGAACUUCACCAAGUCCAUUCCAAGAUCAAAAUACAUCCCACAAUGGGAAUGUGGACAAACCUGACUGCUGUUGUCCAGACAUUACAAAUGCUACCACUGAAAGUCUCAGAGUUAAAGCCAUGAAAAAAAACCUUUUCUCACAAAGGUCUGUCCGAUCAUUAACUGAAGAUAUUAAUACCAGUGAGUCUAAACCCGGAAACUCCCAGCAUGAAUCUAGACCUUGGGGAUUCCCUAAACAGCCUAGCUUAUCUGAGGAAGAAAAGAAGGAUAAAGGGGGAUCAAGUCGAGACUGGCAUCGCAAAUCAAAAGAGCAUGAAAUACCUCAUUUGCAUAGGAUGCCAAAACCAGCCAGAGAUUCGUAUAUGGUAGAACAAGUGUUCAGUCCUCAUCCUUAUCCGGCAUCUUUGAAGUCCCACAUGAAAAGCAAUCCCAUUUACACAGACAUGCGCCUAACAGACAUGGCAGAGCUUAAACGAACCCAACCGUCAUGGACUAUAGAAGAAUAUGCACACAAUUCAGGAGAAAAAGGGCGUCUGACAGCACUGGAUCUCCAGGCUCAGGAGUCUCUUAACCCAAAUAACUUGGAGUUUUGGAUGGAAGACAUCUACACUCCGGGUUAUGACUCUCUGCUGAAGAGAAAGGAAGCAGAGUUCCGGCGAGCCAAGGUCUGUAAGAUGGCGGCACUCAUCACCGCAGCGGCCUGUACAGUAAUCCUAGUAAUUGUGGUACCUAUUUGCACCAUGAAGUCCUAAUCUCCAGAAACAGACAGACUGCUCAACUUGCACUCCCCAUGUAUCCUGUAUAGUAACCAGGAACAGGCAAUGAAAGCUACUGAUACGCAUAAAUCCCUGUGACUGUGAAAUGAAUGAGUAGAAAUGGAAAGAUACAGAACAAUAUAUAUAGGACAUGGACAUAUCUGCACAUGACAAGUAUGAUGCUAGCAUUUUCUUUGAACUCAGAUUACUGGAGUUGGAAUUACACUACGGCAUGUACCUCUUGCAGCAUAUGUAAAUGGAUUAGAGAGUCUAAUUCCUCCUCCCUCCAGAGAGAUCCUCUUGGAUGGUCAUCACAUAUUAUAAAACAAUCACAAAGUAGACCCAUCAAACUGACCCACAUGCACAGACCUCAAUGAUGCAAAUUCAGCAUUCUUCAUCUCCAUAAGGGAGAAAAAGAACGAGACAUUUAGAGGACACGCAGUGAACCACCAAAGAGAUGAUGCAGCAUCGUUUCGACAGCAAUACACAAUCAUUUCAUCUUUCGUGCCUUUCUUCGAUACAUUGACAGCAAUUUUUGCUUUUAGCAUUACAUGUAUUUUUUUAGUUGAAUAUUAGGAUAAUUUGGUUCUUAAAGAGUACUGCCAGAACUACAAAGAGCCACAUUUGGCACCCUCAACAACGGCAUAUGGAUUUAUGGAUUCAAUGUCAAAGGUUGAAAGUAAGUUAUGAUAAGCAUGAUUGUUCUUCAUUGAUGACAGUGGAAGAAUGUGUCUUCAAAACUGUAAUGACAUUAAUAUAGACUAUCUUUAAGUUAAUAACAGGUUCUUAAAGGGGUUGUCCAGGAUUAGGGGGGAAAAAAAAGGUCUGCUCUUUUUCUUCACAGUACCACCCCUGUAAAUUGGCAGUAUCUGGUAUUGCAGUUCAGAAUCAUUAACUUGAAUAGGGAUAAAGUGCAAUACCAAAAUCAGCCAAUGGACAGGAAUGGCGCAGUUUCUAAAAUAAAAAGGAAAAAGGAACUGUUUUUUCCCCUAAAAUUAGGUUUUCCAGUUGGUUCUUGUUAUGCAUAUGGUGGGAGAACCCUUUCCCAUAAUACACAAAUAGCAGCGUAGACUCUUACCUGUAUUCAAAGGGCAAGCUAUUUUCUUACUCCUAAAUGUCUGCAAAUAAAAAUGUCAGAUUAUUUACAAGAGCAAAGACACUGAGAAAUGUUGACUAUAUUAUAUAGCUAUAUAUAUUGUAUAAUGUGAAUGUAUAAGAAAAUGCAUCGUACUGAAUAUUACUAUUAGCAUGAAUUCUUUAUUAUAUAUACUGAAGCAUAAAUAUCACUAUUAAAGGGCCAUGUCCUCUGGUCCAGGCAUCUCUGGUGGUCUACAUACCGAGUUGGUCUAUACAAAAAGAAAUUGAAAGACCAAUUAAGCGAUAUUUGUAAUCAUCAGCAAAUUUUAAAAGGACUCUUUAUCUUUAUUAAGAUUAAAAUGUGUACUAUCGAUGGACAGGAAGAAUGUAUGAAGAGCGGCGUUAUUUCAUUAAAAUAUCUGAAAUGAA